Portunus trituberculatus (swimming crab) is the source of this 5073-nucleotide messenger RNA. Its product is annotated as heparan-alpha-glucosaminide N-acetyltransferase-like. Lineage: Eukaryota; Metazoa; Arthropoda; Malacostraca; Decapoda; Portunidae. The transcript is spliced from 12 exons. Bases 314 to 2152 code for a protein of 612 amino acids. The record is from RefSeq and is a predicted model, not a curated record.
AAGCAGAGAGGAGACGAGAGAAGGCAGUGAUGGUGGUUGUCGCUCAGCUGAUUAGUGUUGUGGCGAUCAGCUGACAUGCGACUCGCUGUUUAUUUUACACUUUCUCCUCAAUUUCUCCUCUCUGCUGGUGUACACGGGUGUUUUCAAGUUCCAGAGGCAGAGUGACAAGAUUUCUACAUUACUAAUUGGAGAAACACUCUUGAAAACCUCGCUAAUCAUUCCUGUGGCCUUGGAAAAUAGUUGUGGUGAGAAAACAAAGCAUUUCUGAACAAGGACCAUUAAGAGGUACACCACCAUCAUCACCACCACCACUAUGACCCUUCACGACACAUCCACACCAAUCUGCCAUGGCCAACACCUUGUUCUGGGUCAGGCGUGUCUUGAGGUAGCCAGCAGUGACCCAUACAACACUCUCCAGCUCUGGGCACAGGCUGAUGAAUGUUACAAGUGUCCGCCCUGGUACUACCUCACUCUAGCACCCAACACCACCCACACCCUGCCCGUCAACACCACCUACCCCACCACCAUCACCAUCACCAAUGAGGAGGGCCGGGACCUUUACAAACUGGGCUACCACUUUGACCUCUAUGGGAACUACCACUUGCUUCUGGACACACAUGGAGCGCAGGGAGUGGAGGUGACGAGGCAGCCAGAGAGUGAAGUGCUGCCACUUGUCACAGCCAUCCUCUUCUUCCUGCUGUUAAUGUUUAUGUGGCUGUGUAGCAAGUUUCUGGUGCGGCGAAUGGACUCACCGGUCACAGCAAGGCAACCAGAGGACAAUGAGAGAAGUCCUUUGCUCUCCAGACGCCCUCAAGACCAUUCAUCCGUGUUAUCCGACCAACUAUCCGACCCACAGCCAUCCACAUCACAGUCUUCCACCUCCCAGCCAUCCACCUCUCAACCAUCCACCUCCCAGUCCACUUCUGCUUCCAUACGCCAUCCAGAUCCUGUGCCGCUGGAUGGACGGAGGGAGUCUGGAAGGUUGCGGUCCCUUGAUGCCUUUCGUGGAUUGGCAAUAGUGCUGAUGAUCUUCGUGAACUACGGGGGGGGCGGCUACUGGUUCUUCAAGCAUGCAAGGUGGAAUGGUCUCACUGUGGCCGACCUGGUGUUUCCUUGGUUUCUGUGGAUCAUGGGAGUGAGUUUGGUGUUCUCAAUCCGCUCACAGCUUCGCCGAGCCACAAAAAGGAUCAUUAUUGUGGCGCGAAUUCUCAAACGAUGCCUCAUUCUCUUUGCUCUCGGCCUCAUUGUCAACAGUGUUGGCGGUCACAACUACAUGCCAACUUUCCGAAUCUUUGGCGUGCUUCAGCGGUUUGCCAUUUGCUACUUCCUGACGGCAGUGAUUGAAGUGUACAGCAUGAACCCUCAGGAGUCCCCAGAGUAUGUCUGGUACUGGAAGAUCCGCGACAUAGUGCGUUCCAGCCCACAGUGGGUGUUUACUCUGGUGCUGCUUAUCAUACAUGCCACACUCACCUUUGGCCUCCCUGUCCCCGGCUGCCCCAUGGGCUAUCUUGGACCAGGGGGGCUGCAUGAGUGGGGGAUGAACCGAGGCUGCACAGGGGGAGCGGCUGGAUACAUAGAUCGGGUGGUGGUGGGUCGGUCUCAUGUGUACAGCCACCCUACUUGUGUCACUAUAUAUGCCAGCAACACUCCAUACGACCCUGAAGGACUACUGGGCGCUCUUACUUCUGUCCUCAUGGUUCAGUUUGGUGCAGCUUGUGGCCGCAUCAUCACCACAUAUCAGACACACCGCGGCCGCUGGAGUCGCUGGCUUGUGUGGGCGCUGGUGACUGGUCUUCUGGCUGGCUUUCUCUGUAGUUGGAGGAAAGAAGGUGGCUUAAUCCCAGUGAACAAGAAUCUGUGGUCGUUAUCUUAUGUUCUAUGCACUACUUGCUUUGCCUUCAUCCUCUUCACUGUAUUCUAUGUUAUGAUUGACGAGAGAGGCUGGUGGGGCGGAAAUCCAUUACGUUAUGCAGGCAUGAACUCAAUCCUUCUAUACGUUGGGCAUGAGAUUUGUGGCGGGCUGUUUCCUUGGUCCUGGAAGCCAGUUGGACAGCACCAUUCCAAUCACCUCAUUAUGAACCUUUGGGCGACAAGUAUCUGGAUUGCCAUUGCUUACUUGUGCCACAGAAGGAAGUUGUAUUUGUCUGUGUAAGGGUAAGGAUUCUAAUCAUAGGUGUCAAUGUGUUUAGCUUGUGAUUUCCUGUGUGAGGCUGAGGUAGGAUGAGAAAUGAAGGUUCUAUGCAGUAUUUGGUUUGGUUUUCCUGUGUUUGAGGCUGAGAAAUCUGUGCUAGGUGAGCAUUUUAGUCCCCUGGUCUGUUGUUUGUGUUUUGUGAGUGUUUUGAUGACCUGGUGUGUUGUCCGUGUUUGAGGUUGUGUCAGGGAGAGAGACCAAAGUUUUUUUUAGUGCUGUUCAGUUGUAGCCAGAUUAAUUUUUAUUUGUGCCAUAGAAGAAAGCUGUAUUUGUCUGUGUAAGGGUAAAGGUGCCAAUCAGAGUUUUAGAUGUUUUUAGCUUGUUUUCUCCCACGUGAGACUGUGGCAGGAAGAGAGAUGAAGGUUCUAUGGAGCAUGUAUUUGGCUUUUCCUGCAUUUGAGGUUGAUAAAUCUGUGUUUUGUGAAUGCUGAGAGACAGACACCAAGGUUUUCAAUGCUGUUCAGUUGUAGCCAGAUUAAUUUUUACUUGUGCCAUAGAAGGAAGUUGUAUUUGUCUGUGUGAGGGCCAGGUAAAGGUGCCAGUCAGGGGCCAGGUAAAGGUGCCAGUCAGGGGCCAGGUAAAGGUGCCAAUCGAGGGCCAAGUAAAGGUGCCAGUCAGGGGCCAGGUAAAGAUGCCAGUCAGGGGCCAGGUAAACUUUUUUUUGAGGGUGAGGCAAGAAGAGAAAAGAAGAUUGUUUGCAGUGUUUUGUUAGUUUUUUUUGUGUUUGAGGUUGGAAGAUCUGCAUUUUGUAAAUGUUUUGAAGUUGUGUCAGGGAUAAAGACCAUGGCAGGAAGGGAAAAGGUAUGUAGCUGAUAAUUGACUUAGUUUUUCCUGUAUUUGAGGUUGGAAGAUCUGCAUUUUGUGAAUGUUAUGAUGUCCUGGUGUGUUUUUCUUAUUUGAGAUUGUGUCAAGGGUAGAGAAUAAGGCAGGAAUGAAAAUGAAGGUAUGUAGCUGGUGAUUGAUUUAUCUUUCCUGUAUUUGAGAUUGAAAGAUCUGCGUUUUGUGAAUGUUUUGAUGUUCCGACUUGUUUUUCUUAGUUGAGGUUGUGUCGGGUAAAGAUAUCAAGGCAGGAAGAGAGGUGAAGAUUGUAUGCAGUGUUUAGUUUGUUUUUCUUGUGUUUGAAGUUGAAAGAUCUACAUUUUGCAAAUGUUUUGAUGUUCUGACUUGUUUUUCUUACUUAAGGUUGUGUCAGGUAAAGAUACCAAGGUUUAUUUUAGUGAUGUUCAAUUCUAGCCAGAUUAAUUUUUAGCUAUAUUAUUUUCCUAUUGUCUCAGUGUUUGUUUUGAUUCUUUCCUAUUUUUCAAUCAUUUUUUCUGUCUCAGUCUGUGUUUUAUCUUUUUUUAUUCAUUUUCUACAAGGUUUACUUCAAUGUGCAGCCAAACUGAUUUUAAACUAGUCUUUCUGGCUUUCUUUAAUGUCCAAAUGUGGAAAAUAUUCUAGUUAUAAAGUCUUCAGCUCAAAGUGAGAGAGAGAGAGAGAGAGAGAGAGAGAGAGAGAGAGGUUAUGUGUACAUGUGUAUUAGUCUAGCACAAAUAAUAUUACAAAUGACGAAAUGCUCCAGAAUUAUUACCAUAUUAUAUUUCUGCCAUAUCUUAGCAUGGGCAUUUCUAUAAGUAUUUUGUCUUGCCUAACCUCCUGUGCUGUAGUAAGGUGCUUCAUGAGGGCUGACAGAGCUAAGUGUGUGUGUGUGUGUGUGUGUGUGUGUGUGUGUGUGUGUGUGUGUGUCUUUACCUAGUUGUAGUUUUACCGGGCCUGGGCUUUACGCUCAUGUGGCCCCGUCUCCAUAUCUACACUUACCCAGUUUUUCUUUAAAGCUAUGCACACUCUUUGCUGACACCACUUCCUCACUCAAAAUGUUCCAAUUGUGUGUGUGUGUGUGUGUGGUAUUGCCAGCCUGGUAAAGAGACAGGGUUUUGCCAUAUCACAAAGAAACUGUUGCCAUAUAUUAAGAGUAUUAUUGCUAAAGAUAGUAAUUUGUUUUGUUUUAGCUUCUUGUGUCUGCUGGUGGUACACAUUACUCAUUACAUUACCACUACCUAUAGAAAUACUCUAAAACUUCAAUAACUUCCACUGCAUCCUGUUAAACUUGCACUAAAACUAUAAAAGCUCUCUUGAAAAUCACAGUAACUUCCACUACACCCUAUUAAACUAUUAGAACCAUGAAAGCUCCCUUGAAAACCCAAAUAACUUUUACUACACCUUUUUUAAGCUUGAAGAUACUGUAACAUUUAGGAAGCAGUAAUUGUAUUUACCUAGUUCUUUCAGUAACAAGUUUUUUUUUAAGGUAGUUUCAUGUUUUCAUUUACAGAUUAACAUGAUUUCUACCUUAUGAGUCCUUGUUAUAUGGUACAUUUGUGUUCCUGAAAAUAUGUAAUGCAGUUAAAAAAAAAUGGAUGGGAAGGGAAGAGAUAACAGGCUCCAAGAGUGGUCAAGUUAAAGUCAGUGUGGAUGACGUCAUCACCCCUGCUUCCCCACGCUGACAUGAGCGGAUGCCGUAUCUGUGAAUGUUUCUUACCGUAUAUCGAAUCAAGGGUAGUAAUUUCCAAAUACCGUAACUGUGAAUUUACCGGAUAAAGAACUACUGUAUAACAAGGACUUACUGUAUAUUGUUUUGAGAGAAAGUUUGUAUAUUCUGUAGAUGCACACUUAAUUUACAACUCAAUUAAUGCCAUUUAUAUAUAGAAUUAGAAACAUUCCUCCAUUACUUCAAGAUUCUAUUAUUGUUAUUUCUAUGUAUAAGUAGGAGGUAAAAUUACUUAAUAGUAUAGAAAGCAUGUGCUAUUAUUAUUAUUAUUAUUAUUAUUAUUAUUGAGGCAUAUGUUGUGAUAGACUUUAUUAUUAUUCCUUGUAUAUUGAUAGAGUAAAAUUGAUAUAUAAAGGUA